AUGGCUCGCACCGUUGCUAGAAACCUCGGCCCUUUGCCUAGACCAACUCCUGCUCCAAAAAGCAAAAAUGUCCUCGAUCUUUUCUCGCUCAAGGGAAAGUUUGCCUCGGUUACUGGCUCUUCCAGCGGCAUUGGAUUUGCUGUUGCCGAAGCAUUCGCCCAAGCCGGCGCCGAUGUUGCUAUCUGGUACAAUUCAAACCCAACUGCAUUGAAAAAAGCUGAUGAUCUUGCCCAAAAAUACAGCAUCAAGGCCAAGGCUUAUAAAUGUAAUAUAUCAGACGAAGCGGAGGUUGAAAAAACUAUCAAGCAGCAGUUGGAAGACUUUGGUGGGAAAAUAGAUAUAUUUGUUGCUAAUGCUGGGGCAACCUCCCCGGGUGAUGAUGUCAUUGAUCAGGAAUCCUCCGAGGGCUGGAAAAAGUUGCUCGACAUUAAUUUGAACGGGGUUUAUUACGCUGCCAAAGUUGUCGGCAGAUAUUUCAAAAAACAGGGAUUUGGCUCAUUUGUGAUAACUGCUUCGAUCAGUGGGCACAUUAUCAAUGUUCCGCAGUCACAAACCGUUUACAAUGUCUCGAAGGCUGCUGUCAAGCAUUUGGCGAAAUCGUUGGCCAUCGAAUGGUCGGGUUUCGCACGUGUUAAUACCGUGAGCCCUGGUUACAUCAGCACAGACAUAACCAAUUUUGCUGACAACUCGUUGAAGGAGAAGUGGUGGACCUUGACUCCCAUGGGCCGGGAAGGCGCCACCCAUGAAUUGGUGGGGGCUUACUUGUACUUGGCCAGUGACGCCAGUACUUAUACCACAGGGACGGACAUUCUAGUCGAUGGAGGUUACACAUGUAUCUAG
Saccharomycopsis crataegensis is the source of this 840-nucleotide messenger RNA. RefSeq names its product SDR family oxidoreductase. The coding region runs from base 1 to 840 and encodes 279 amino acids. Gene Ontology annotation, cellular component: intracellular anatomical structure. Gene Ontology annotation, molecular function: oxidoreductase activity, acting on NAD(P)H, oxygen as acceptor. The transcript has a single exon. NCBI's taxonomy places the organism in Eukaryota, Fungi, Ascomycota, Saccharomycetes, Ascoideales, Saccharomycopsidaceae. The record is from RefSeq and is a predicted model, not a curated record.